AGCCUGUAUACUUUCACAUCGGCUCAGGCCGUGUUCUUUUACACUCGUCCAACAAACACCAACUGGAUCAUCUUUGAGAUACCCUCUGUAUACAUGUCUUUAGCGGCAACUCUUUCCUUCAUCGCGACAUAUAGCACCUGCAAGACUGGAAACAAAGUAUUUAAAUACGGUAACCUCCUCCGUACAAUCUCCUGUCUUGUAGCUUGGUUGAACUGCACCUUACCAUUUAUAGUUGGCGUGACACUCUGUAGUUGUCACGCUAAUAGUAGCACGUCAUGCGUGGCCUUCUCUGCAUGCAACAGCGCAUCUGUUGGUUACUAUUUCCGUCACGCCUUUUGCACUGUUGUAGCAGGUCUUAUGUACAGUACCAGGUUACCGGAACGCCUUCUCCCAGGACGAUUUGAUCUGGUCGGUAACAGUCAUCAUUUUAUGCAUGUCUUUGUUGCCUUGAGCACAGAAUUUGGCCUCAAACUUUUUGAAUUUGAUAUCAAGCAUAAGAGGACCUGGAGACAGCGGGAAGGCGCAUGGGCAGACACAACCGCUGACGCAUCUUUCAUCAACACCGUUGGCGCAGCCGUGAUAGUUAUGCUUAUUAACGCGGGAAUUGCAUUGUGGUUUUCCAGGUCUCUCAAGAGCAAGGAACGUGUACAUGAGAAGUAG
Molecule: messenger RNA, 660 nt
Organism: Porites evermanni
Lineage: Eukaryota; Metazoa; Cnidaria; Anthozoa; Scleractinia; Poritidae
Source: the annotation of a GenBank genome assembly